Messenger RNA from Mustela erminea (ermine), 891 nucleotides. It is a transcript of the gene CCDC169, whose product is annotated as coiled-coil domain containing 169. Lineage: Eukaryota; Metazoa; Chordata; Mammalia; Carnivora; Mustelidae. The record is from RefSeq and is a predicted model, not a curated record. The transcript has a single exon. The coding region runs from base 117 to 761 and encodes 214 amino acids.
CUGUGGCAACAGUUCAUAACAACACUUUCUCCUCCCCAGCUUCUGGGUGUCCCUUCAGGGAUUCUGCUGUAAGUUGUGCUGAGGAGAAAGGUGUGAGAGGUCUCUGACCUGCCACCAUGGGGGACGGUAGAGGGGACAACUUUGAAGGUAUGAGCACUGAUUGCCUUAAACUGGAGUUAUUGGAAGAAAUCCAUAUGAAAGACUUGGUACAGCUCUCAAUACUUGAAAUAAGACACAAGAUAGUGGAACUGGAAGCCAAACUCAAUACUCACAAUGAAGGUGGUGAAUGGAAAACCCGUUAUGAAGCGCAACUUGAACUGAAUGUUCAACUAGAAAAGCAAAUUGUUAUUCUCAAAGAGAAAAUGGAAAAAAUCCGUGGAAAUCCUUCAGAUAGACUAGCUUCUAUUCGUGUCUAUGAGAGAAUGCCAGUGGAAUCCUUAAAUACAUUACUUAAACAGCUAGAAAAAGAAAAAAGGAGUCUUGAAAAUCAAGUGAAAAACUGUGCCCUUAGACUGGAACAAGAGUCAAGAGCUUACCACAAAACCAAUGAUGAACGCCGCGCAUACCUAGCUGAAAUGUCUCACAUCUCUGGCUCACACCAAGUUUCUAAAAGGCAACAGAUGGAUCAACUUCAUAGAAUUAAAGAUAAUCACGUGAAAGCAGGAAGACAUAAUCCAGCUAAUCAGAAGAUAGUAAAUGCCAAGAAAGGACCAGCAAAAAAGAUCACAAAACCAAACCAUCUUCCAAAACUCAAUCCUUGAUUCCAGAACUGGAUGGAUUUCUAUUUCUUCCCUUUAUUCAUAUGUAAUAGUCAACUUGUGAAGUUCGAGUUAGUGCAUUUUUCAGGGAAUGAAAUAGAUUUUUUUAAAAAGAUAUUAAAACUUCUUUAGC